Messenger RNA from Klebsormidium nitens, 657 nucleotides. NCBI's taxonomy places the organism in Eukaryota, Viridiplantae, Streptophyta, Klebsormidiophyceae, Klebsormidiales, Klebsormidiaceae. The record is from the annotation of a GenBank genome assembly.
AUGCCUCCCAAGUUCGACCCCUCGCAGGUUGUGGAGGUUUACGUCAGGGCCACCGGGGGGGAGAAGAUUGGAGAGGACAUUGCCAAGGAGACGGCCAAGGACUGGAAAGGUUUGAGGGUGACGGUCAAGCUGACCGUGCAGAACCGUAUCGCCAAGGUCUCAGUGGUGCCUAGUGCCGCGGCGUUGGUGAUCAAGGCCCUCAAGGAGCCGGAGCGGGACAGGAAGAAGGUGAAGAACAUCAAGCACGAGGGGAACAUCUCGUUUGACGAUGUCAUCGAGAUUGCACGGGUCAUGAAGUCGCGGAGCAUGGCCAAGGAGCUGUCCGGCACGGUGAAGGAGAUCCUGGGCACGUGCGUGUCCGUCGGGUGCACGGUAGACGGGUCAGACCCCAAGGACUUGCAGUCACAAAUAGAUGACGGGGAGCUCGAGGUGCCCGAGGAGUAGCUCUGAGACGCUCUGACAUUGUUCAUACUUUCCUGUUGACUGUCUCCAUAACCGUUACCAGCUGCGUUUUCAUGCAAGCGAGGCACACGAGGACACGGUCGACCCUGUAAUGUAAGCCCAUUCUGGCACCCCAAUGAGUGCUUUCCGCAUACAUUGCAAGUUGAUGAAUGGGUGCCUGCCAGCUCUGCCCUGGUAAUGGUUUUCACUGCUGAA